This is a messenger RNA of Aptenodytes forsteri (emperor penguin), 866 nucleotides long. RefSeq names its product NADH:ubiquinone oxidoreductase core subunit S3 (gene NDUFS3). Lineage: Eukaryota; Metazoa; Chordata; Aves; Sphenisciformes; Spheniscidae. Gene Ontology annotation, molecular function: NADH dehydrogenase (ubiquinone) activity. The record is from RefSeq and is a predicted model, not a curated record. The transcript is spliced from 6 exons. The coding region runs from base 1 to 786 and encodes 261 amino acids.
AUGGAUGGACCAACUACUCUGCCCUCUUGGCACAGCAGAACCGGCUGCCCCCACCGCCCCGCACAAUUCCCAGAGGACUGGUGCCAAGUCACGAAAGAAAUGCCAACAGCAGCUAAAGACUACCCUACUGUCAGACCAAAAAAUGAAGUAGAACAGAAGCAGCUGUGUGCUUUUGGGGAGUACGUGGCUGAGAUUCUGCCCAAGUAUAUCCAGCAAGUACAGGUGACCUGUUUCAAUGAGCUGGAACUUUUGAUCCAUCCAGAUGGGAUCAUUCCAGUUCUGACCUUCCUUCGAGAUCACACUAAUGCCCAGUUCAAAUCCUUGGCUGACUUGACUGCUGUUGAUGUCCCAUCUCGGCAGUACCGCUUUGAGAUUGUGUACAAUCUCCUGUCUCUGCGGUUCAACAGUCGGAUCCGCGUGAAGACAUAUACUGAUGAGCUGACACCUGUUGACUCAGCAGUGUCUGUGCACAAGGCAGCCAACUGGUAUGAAAGAGAGGUCUGGGACAUGUACGGUGUUUUCUUUGCCAACCACCCUGAUCUAAGGCGAAUCCUCACAGACUAUGGGUUUGAGGGCCAUCCUUUCCGGAAGGACUUUCCACUCUCUGGUUAUGUGGAGGUGCGGUAUGAUGAUGAAGUGAAACGGGUAGUGGCAGAGCCUGUGGAGCUAUCUCAGGAAUUUCGCAAGUUUGAUCUGAAUAGUCCUUGGGAGGCAUUUCCUGCCUAUCGUGCAGCUCCAGAACCCCUGAAAAUAGAAGCAGGAGCCAAGAAAGAAGAUGCGAAAUAGCAGCAGAAUGGAGCAGAUGCACGGCACCAUCCUUUCUGUUCUAACAUAGUAUUUAUAAUAAUAAAAAUUGAUACAAGGUU